UAGCUGGAAUAUUUUUAUGAUGUUAGAUGUUAAUUGCAGGGCUCCAGGAAAUUUUGGAGCUGACUAUCCUCUCACAGAAGAAAAUGUGAAAGCUCAAGAAAUUACAAAGAUAAAGGAGAAGAAAAAGAAGAAAAAAUCUAAUAAGGAUGAUGGUAAUGAGAGUGACGCAGGAAAUUUGGAUUUGAAUCAAGAAAUGUAUUCACUUGCCCACUAUAUAUCUGAUCAAGAAGAACUCGUUAAUCAGAUGUUUUCAAUUAUUAAAGGCCCAAAACUUGAAGCUAUGCUUCCUCCAAUUCUUAGGAGUAUACCACUCCAUGAGUUGAAAAGUCUUUGUUUACAUGAACUACGUGGAAUGAGUAAGAAGCGGAUUAUUUGUAUUAUCAAUGGUCAGGAAAUGGAGGGAUCAUCUGAAAGUGAUGAGGAGGAAGAAGUAAGAGACAAAGUAGUUGGUACUAACAACAAGAGUGAUGACUCUUCAUUGAAGAAAACAGUCGUAGCCGCUGAUAGAGUCAUUGAAAACACUGAUAGUAAUCAAGGAAUUCCUGCAUACCUCUUAAAAACAAUAAAAGUUGAAGAUCAGGAAGCUGACAGUUCAGGGACUAAGAAUUCCUCUGGUGGGAAAAGUGUUUUGGAACUCCUAGAGCUGCAAAUGAGAGCAAGAAUUAUCAAGACAAUGCUAGAGAAAGGUGAUGAUGGAAAAGCUCUUACAGAAGAUGCAAUUGUAGCUUUGAUGGGAACUACAGCACAAAGUCAAGUAGCAAAUGCAGUCAGUGUGGUUAAGAUGGAAAAGGAUACGGAAGCUGCCGAGGGUCAAAAUAAUAAAGAUUACAGUAAAGGUGAUAAGGAAAUGGAUAAAAAGAAGUCCACUGAGGAGAAAAGGCAUAGAGAUGAUAAUGGUAAACAUGGCAGAAGUGGUCACAAAAAAGAACACCAUCGCAGGAGAGGAAGCAAACGGCAAAAAAGCACAGAGGUGAUAGAUAGUGAAGAAGAAAAUGAAAAGAAGUCAAGAAGAGACAGAAGUUCAGAAAAGAGACUUCAUAAGAAAAAGAAAAUAACACGUAAAGAAUUUGAAGAGAGAAUGAAACGAGCAAAGAAGAAUAGAUCAUAUAGACAACGCAAAUCAUCAGAAGAUGAAGAAAAAGUCAAGACAUUACAAAAAAGUGAAAGUGCUAAAGAUGAAGAGCUUGGUACUGAAAAUAAGGCAAAGGAUGAGAACUUACAAAAUAAUGACAAAAAAGGAGAAGAUGGUGAAAUUGAACCUGAGAAAGAUGGUGAGGCAGUAUCAGAGAAAGAGGAAGGUGAGGCUGUAUCAGAAAAAGAAGAAGGUGAAUUAGAUAGUGAUGAGGAAGAGGAGGGAGCAUGUAGUCCCAGUGACAUUUCUAGUGCUAGUUAUUACUCAUCUUCACGGAGUUACACAAGUCGGAGUCGUUCAAGGAGCUACAGCAGGAGUUGGUCAAGGAGUCCUGUAAGAAGAAGGGGUAGGGGUAAAGGUAGAGGUAGAGGUAGAAGUAGAAGUAGAAGUAGAAGCUGGACCAGAAGUAGAUCCCGGUCUAGGAGUACUGACAGGAGGAAGAGGGAUGUAGGAAGGGCUCCAAAACGAACAAGAAGAGAUAACCGUAAUUCUGGGAAUGUAAAAAUGAGUAGUGGCAUUGUUUCAUUACCAUCGACUAGUAAUAAUAAACAGCAAAAGGAGGAGGAAGAUAACUGGGGUCAAAGUUGUGAUAUUGAGUUUGUAGAUUCAGAGGAAGAUUUUGAUGAUAAUGCUGCUGAUUCUGCAAAGACUGCCACUGUAAACUCAAAGAAGCCAUUGCCAAUGAAAGGUCAGAAUUCUGAAAGAGCAAGUAUUAGUUUUUCAUUUCAAAAGAAAACCGUGCCAAGCAUUACCCCAAAUGUUGAUUUAGAUGAUUUGCCUUUGAAAUCCAGUUCUCUUGGUAUUGGCAAGGAAAUAAAGAUUUCAGAUGAGGGAAUCACUCCUAAUAAAGAUCUUGAAGAACCUGAUGAAAUCAUUAAUUUAGAUAGUCCAAAGAUGCCUUCAGAUGAAAUUUUGAUAAGUUCUGACAGUGAACAAGAAGUGAAAGAUAUUGUAAAAGUAAAAUCUGUUAGAGUGGAAAAACGAGAGCAACUUCAUGCAGUAAAGGUAGCUGAAUUUUCUAAAGGAAAAGAAAUAGCUAUUCCCAGAGAUGGUAGUGCUCAUUUAGGUAAGGCUGAUGCUGUUGUGAGUAAUGGAAAUCAAGCCAGUAUGGUCACUUUUGAAGAAACAGAAUUACAGGUUAGGACAAAGAGUAAUGAUGAGUUGAGAACACUAGUUAAGAAACUAGAUGCUGAUAAUAUGCAAAAAUCAAAGGAAGAUAGUACAAAGAGCUUUCCAUGUAUCUCCAGUAAUAGUGGGAUGGAGAUUGAACAAGAAGCUUGUACUAAACAGGGAGAUAGUGCUGCUGGAGAAAAGAUUAAUCAAAGUGAAAGAAUAGAAGUUAAGCCUCAUAGAAGUGAAGAGACUGGAAAGGAGGAGAGAGAUUUUGUAAACAAUGUCUGUUCAGUUGGUGAAGACCAAGAUUUAUUAGUUGCCAAAACUCUGAGUACUGUAAGUGAAAACAGUGGCAAUUUUUGUCAAGUAGACAUUACUUCAGACAGUGAUAAGACACAAGAAACUGUUUUACCAAAGACUGAUGCAUCAAAUGUGUCAGAAAAUUUACAUGGUAUAGAUAUAAAAGAAAAUACUUCUGAGCAAGAGUAUGAAAAAAUAUGCUUGGAUACAAGUGAAACGCUGGAUAAAGGUCGUGGUCAGCCAUAUGUAAUCAGCAAUGAAAGCGAUUCAAAAAGUGAAUUGACCAAUAAACAAGCAUUGUGUGGAGUUUCACAGGCAAUGAGGGAAAAGGAAGAAAUUAUUAAAACUGACAUGCAGAAACCAUACGAAGUAAGGGCACAGAGAGUUAUACUUGAACACUUACAGGACUCUUAUAAUGAAGAACAAGACAGCAAUCAAGAGUCAAGCAAUGAAGACCAAAGAAUAAUUACUAAACCCAAUGUAGAAAACGUUACCACUGACUUUUUAAAGGAAAAAUCCCCAGAGGAAAAGGACAAAUGUGAAGAACCCAUUAAUGACACAAUAGAAGUUAAUGAAGGACUUCCAGCUGAAGUAAAUAGAGAAAACAAACAGGGAACAGUAAAGGGAGAGGACUGGAAUGUACAUGAAAAAACAGGGGAAAGAAUGGAAAAUUACAAUAGUGAUAAGAAAGAGAGAGGAAGUGAGUACUUGGUAAGUAAUGAUGAUUGUGGUAUUAACAAACCUUCAACAGAUGAUUUUUAUCGAGGGGCUGAUGAACUUACUUUCAGUGAUGAUGAUGAUGGCAAUGAAGGCUCAGAAGAAGUGAAUGAAAACAAGGCAGUUGAACCAAUCAGGAUUAAUACGGGACUUAUUCGAAAGCGUAUUCCUCGUACAAAAAAAGUUGAAAUGGAAGCUCCUGGUAAAUCAUGGACUAAAAAAGAAAAAAAGAAAAAGGAAAAACCAAAAGAUGUAUUGGCUAUGGAAGGCAUUGGCCUUUUGAAGAAAACUCUCAUAGAAAGUGUGCAGAGUCCAUCAUCCAGAGAAGAGGAGGAAGAAUCACAUAUGGAUCGGAAAGAAAUUGGGGAACAAACAAAUGAUGAUGAUACAUGCACUAGUUGGGGAAUAAGUUCGGUCUCCUCCAAAGAAGAGACAUCCAUGGAUUCUAGAGUACAGAGUCCAAAAGAAAAUGCUGCAGAAAGAAUUGAUGCAUCUCCUUCAAGUGAAAAUUAUGAAAAUAAUGAGAUGCCUGAUACAAGUUCAGACCAGAAAAAAAAUGCCCAGAAUACUGAAAUUAUUGGGGUAAUUGAAGCCAUUUCUCAAUCUGAUGUGAAUCAGAUGGAUGACAUUGAUAUCGGAGGAUCUAGCUGGAGUAUGAGAUGGCUGCAAAGUGAAAAAGUUCAGAAAGUUGUAUCCAGUAGCAAAAUGUUGAGUCGUGUAAGGAAAAAAAUACAAAAGAAAGAUAAGGCUACCAAAGUAGUAACAACAACCGAAAAACCCUUUAUACCAGCAAAAAAGAUUCCUGACCCAGUAGUGCCAAUCAUUGGGAGCAUUGAAGAAUAUGAACGGUUAUUUGGAAUGAAAGCAAAGAAACCCAAUGAAGAAGCUGCAGAUGCUGUAGAUGGAGCAGUUCAGGAAAGUCAUACCCCUGGAAAAGAAUUGGAUCAACCUUCAAGUGCAGUUGUUCAGGAAUCCCAGAAGAAGCGAACAAACUUUGGAUCAGAUGACGAGGGCGAAGACAGUGAGGAAGAAGCAUUGUGGUCAAAGAUAUUAGGGAAAUGAUUUUAGGUGCAGGAGUGUCAUUAGUAUCAUUAUAUAUGUUUGCUAAAAAAAAUUUUAAUUUUGACGCUGAAUCUGCUUUAAUUUUUUUUGUACAGUAA
Molecule: messenger RNA, 4422 nt
Organism: Macrobrachium nipponense
Lineage: Eukaryota; Metazoa; Arthropoda; Malacostraca; Decapoda; Palaemonidae
Exons: 5
Coding region: 17-4324 (1435 amino acids)
Source: RefSeq, a predicted model, not a curated record